Messenger RNA from Hyaloperonospora brassicae, 1065 nucleotides. The record is from the annotation of a GenBank genome assembly. Lineage: Eukaryota; Oomycota; Peronosporomycetes; Peronosporales; Peronosporaceae.
AUGCCGUUUGGCUUGAGACUAGAGACCUUAGCGGUCGCGUUCCAGACCACGACGCUGUUGUGGCUCUGGUGGCGGCAGCAGCAGCAACGACCUGAAGAUUCGCAACAGAAGGAGACCAUUCAGACGUUGAAACGCGAUGUGGCAAAGAAAGAACGAGCGCGAGUCGAUGAAAGACGAGGCCGCGUCGCUGCAGAGAAGGAGCUGCGAUGUGUGAUGGAGGAGAAGCUGGACACUAGCAAGGGCUGUUUUGUACAGCCCGUAGGAACCGUGCAAUCUUGCUUCAAAGUGUGCUUGGGGACACCUCGUCAAGGCUCCCUGGCCCCGUCGACGCGAGCAAAGAUCACUUUUUAUCGAGGCGUGUCACCCGAUACGUUGGUAGGGCUGAAGGACUUCAGCCACGUUUGGAUUUUGUUCGUCUUCCACCAAAAUACGAACGGAAGAAAUUCUCGCGCGCACGAAGGGCUUCGAUCCGAUAGUCAUCGCCACACAUUCCGGGCCAAAAUUUCUCCACCGAUGCUAAAAGAACGGGUCGGUAUUUUUUGUACACGCUCACCGCACCGCCCCAAUCCCAUCGGAAUUACGCUGGCACAUAUCGAGCACGUCGAUGUUCGCGAGCGCACGGUGUAUCUGACGGGCGUCGACUUACUGGAUGAGACCCCGGUAUUGGACAUCAAGCCGUAUAUUUCAGCGUUUGAUAGCCUCCCUGAUGCACGUGCGGCGGCCUGGGUGUCCACUCCACAGCCAUCAAUUGAAAUCGAGUGGAACUCAGUCUCGCUGCAAUCUACAAUUCACAAGCUCUCAGAAAAGUCGGUGCACUAUCGCGGUGCCCCGGAAAAUCUCGUCGCUGCCAUUGAAGAGGUGCUGCAAGUUGACGUUCGCAGUAAGUACCAGACUCGGCGUUGGACGUCGCCUGACUACAUCAACAGCCAGGUCAUCGACAAUGUCCGCGUGCAGUACCGCUUUGCUCUAUUGGGUCAGCCUGCUUCAUUUGAUGGUGGCAAUAGCGGCGCUGUUGCCGCGCGUAUCCUGAUAUUUGCAGCGGAAGAGGCUCCUCCUGCAAAGUAG